UAGGAUUAUUGAUUGAUUAUCUCAGAUAAGCUUUUCUUGUCUGUUCUAUUAUAUAUUAGCCUAUUAGGCAGUAUUUUGUUAUUGUGAUAGAGAAAAUAGUGGUUCAUUCAUUCAACUGGAAACCCUCAAUUUAGUUCUUAAAAGAUUAGCAAGAUCAAGUUAGUCUUCUAAUGACAUGAAUGACAUUGGAUUGCUGAUAGAUUAAAAGUUCAGCUGUUAACACAAUGACACUGUCAAAUGAUUUUGUUUUCUAAACAACACUCGGUUGAUGUUCAUAUACCUAGACCUAACCCUUGGAUUUGUUCUGUGUAGUACAGCUGCGGAUUUUUACUUUUUUAGAUAGGGCUUGUCAUAUACAUAUACUGAACAUAAUAGAAUAUUUUGUUUUGUUCUCUUUGAUCCACACUUCACAACAAUCCAUUUAGUGGAAUUAAAACAUAGCACUUUUAAACGCGGUUUCUGACUUUUUGUUUAAGAAAUAAAAUUCACUUUACCGUGAUUGUCCCGAGAUGGAAACGGAGAUACGGAAGCCUUGUGGGAAACGUGAAAUUCACUUUACCGUGAUUGUCCCGAGAUGGAAAUGGAGAUAUGGAUGCCUUGUGGGAAACGUGAAAUUCACUUUACCGUGAAUGUCCCGAGAUGGAAAUGGAGAUAUGGAUGCCUUGUGGGAAACGUGAAAUUCACUUUACCGUGAAUGUCCCGAGAUAGAAAUGGAGAUAUGGAUGCCUUGUGGGAAACGUGAAAUUCACACAGUGUGAUUGUCCCGAGAUGGAAAUGGAGAUAGGGAUGCCUUGUGGGAAACGUGAAAUUCACUUUACCGUGAUUGUCCCGAGAUGGAAAUGGAGAUAUGGAUGCCAUGUGGGAAAUGUGAAACUCACUUUACCGUGAAUGUCCCGAGUUGGAAAUGGAGAUAUGGAUGCCUUGUGGGAUAUGUGUUGAGUGUUGUGGGGACGAAAUAAAGUUAACCAAUGACUUUUUAUUUUAGAAAUGAAAUUCACUUUACCGUGAAUGUCCUGAGAUUGAAAUGGAGAUAUGGAUGCCUUGUGGGAAAUGUGUUGAGUACUAUGGGGACAAUAUAAAGUUAACCGAUGACCUUUUGUUUAAGAAAUGAAAUUCACUUUACCGUGAAUGUCCCGAGAUGGAAAUGGAGAUAUGGAUGCCUUGUGGGAAAUGUGUUGAGUGCUGUCGGGAGGAAAUAGAGUUAACCGAUGAGAACUCCUAUAAAUGCGGUGGUAGUUAUUUUGUUCGAGGAUAGGAUUUGGAAAGUGAUUUAUGAUAAAUGAAAGUUUGCGUCUUGUGUGAUAUGAUGAAUAUAAGAACAACUCUAUUGCUGAAAGUGCGUCACAAUGAGAAUAAAAGAGUGUUGGAGGAAGAGAUGGAUUAUUUUGGUGAAAAUGAAAGGAAAAUAUGUCAUUACAUAGUGGUCAUUGGCCCUAGACAGAGUCUAAUGGUAAAGGAGGAUCUAGUUAGCAAAGAUGUUGAUAUUUCCCAAAUUAUUAUUCAAUAAUUUUUUAGUCUUUAUUCAUGUCAAAAUACAGAUCUCUCCAUUGUGUCGGUAUAUUCCAUAGGGUUAUUUCUUAAUACAUCUCUUGGGAUGGAUUGUUGAUUACAUUUUCAGAAUAUUGUAUAAUAUCAUUUCAUUUACUAGGAAUAUUUUUAGGAUUAUUGAUUGAUUAUCUCAGAUAAGCUUUUCUUGUCUGUUCUAUUAUAUAUUAGCCUAUUAGGCAGUAUUUUGUUAUUGUGAUAGAGAAAAUAGUGGUUCAUUCAUUCAACUGGAAACCCUCAAUUUAGUUCUUAAAAGAUUAGCAAGAUCAAGUUAGUCUUCUAAUGACAUGAAUGACAUUGGAUUGCUGAUAGAUUAAAAGUUCAGCUGUUAACACAAUGACACUGUCAAAUGAUUUUGUUUUCUAAACAACACUCGGUUGAUGUUCAUAUACCUAGACCUAACCCUUGGAUUUGUUCUGUGUAGUACAGCUGCGGAUUUUUACUUUUUUAGAUAGGGCUUGUCAUAUACAUAUACUGAACAUAAUAGAAUAUUUUGUUUUGUUCUCUUUGAUCCACACUUCACAACAAUCCAUUUAGUGGAAUUAAAACAUAGCACUUUUAAACGCGGUUUCUGACUUUUUGUUUAAGAAAUAAAAUUCACUUUACCGUGAUUGUCCCGAGAUGGAAACGGAGAUACGGAAGCCUUGUGGGAAACGUGAAAUUCACUUUACCGUGAUUGUCCCGAGAUGGAAAUGGAGAUAUGGAUGCCUUGUGGGAAACGUGAAAUUCACUUUACCGUGAAUGUCCCGAGAUGGAAAUGGAGAUAUGGAUGCCUUGUGGGAAACGUGAAAUUCACUUUACCGUGAAUGUCCCGAGAUAGAAAUGGAGAUAUGGAUGCCUUGUGGGAAACGUGAAAUUCACACAGUGUGAUUGUCCCGAGAUGGAAAUGGAGAUAGGGAUGCCUUGUGGGAAACGUGAAAUUCACUUUACCGUGAUUGUCCCGAGAUGGAAAUGGAGAUAUGGAUGCCAUGUGGGAAAUGUGAAACUCACUUUACCGUGAAUGUCCCGAGUUGGAAAUGGAGAUAUGGAUGCCUUGUGGGAUAUGUGUUGAGUGUUGUGGGGACGAAAUAAAGUUAACCAAUGACUUUUUAUUUUAGAAAUGAAAUUCACUUUACCGUGAAUGUCCUGAGAUUGAAAUGGAGAUAUGGAUGCCUUGUGGGAAAUGUGUUGAGUACUAUGGGGACAAUAUAAAGUUAACCGAUGACCUUUUGUUUAAGAAAUGAAAUUCACUUUACCGUGAAUGUCCCGAGAUGGAAAUGGAGAUAUGGAUGCCUUGUGGGAAAUGUGUUGAGUGCUGUCGGGAGGAAAUAGAGUUAACCGAUGAGAACUCCUAUAAAUGCGGUGGUAGUUAUUUUGUUCGAGGAUAGGAUUUGGAAAGUGAUUUAUGAUAAAUGAAAGUUUGCGUCUUGUGUGAUAUGAUGAAUAUAAGAACAACUCUAUUGCUGAAAGUGCGUCACAAUGAGAAUAAAAGAGUGUUGGAGGAAGAGAUGGAUUAUUUUGGUGAAAAUGAAAGGAAAAUAUGUCAUUACAUAGUGGUCAUUGGCCCUAGACAGAGUCUAAUGGUAAAGGAGGAUCUAGUUAGCAAAGAUGUUGAUAUUUCCCAAAUUAUUAUUCAAUAAUUUUUUAGUCUUUAUUCAUGUCAAAAUACAGAUCUCUCCAUUGUGUCGGUAUAUUCCAUAGGGUUAUUUCUUAAUACAUCUCUUGGGAUGGAUUGUUGAUUACAUUUUCAGAAUAUUGUAUAAUAUCAUUUCAUUUACUAGGAAUAUUUUUAGGAUUAUUGAUUGAUUAUCUCAGAUAAGCUUUUCUUGUCUGUUCUAUUAUAUAUUAGCCUAUUAGGCAGUAUUUUGUUAUUGUGAUAGAGAAAAUAGUGGUUCAUUCAUUCAACUGGAAACCCUCAAUUUAGUUCUUAAAAGAUUAGCAAGAUCAAGUUAGUCUUCUAAUGACAUGAAUGACAUUGGAUUGCUGAUAGAUUAAAAGUUCAGCUGUUAACACAAUGACACUGUCAAAUGAUUUUGUUUUCUAAACAACACUCGGUUGAUGUUCAUAUACCUAGACCUAACCCUUGGAUUUGUUCUGUGUAGUACAGCUGCGGAUUUUUACUUUUUUAGAUAGGGCUUGUCAUAUACAUAUACUGAACAUAAUAGAAUAUUUUGUUUUGUUCUCUUUGAUCCACACUUCACAACAAUCCAUUUAGUGGAAUUAAAACAUAGCACUUUUAAACGCGGUUUCUGACUUUUUGUUUAAGAAAUAAAAUUCACUUUACCGUGAUUGUCCCGAGAUGGAAAUGGAGAUACGGAAGCCUUGUGGGAAACGUGAAAUUCACUUUACCGUGAUUGUCCCGAGAUGGAAAUGGAGAUAUGGAUGCCUUGUGGGAAACGUGAAAUUCACUUUACCGUGAAUGUCCCGAGAUGGAAAUGGAGAUAUGGAUGCCUUGUGGGAAACGUGAAAUUCACUUUACCGUGAAUGUCCCGAGAUAGAAAUGGAGAUAUGGAUGCCUUGUGGGAAACGUGAAAUUCACACAGUGUGAUUGUCCCGAGAUGGAAAUGGAGAUAGGGAUGCCUUGUGGGAAACGUGAAAUUCACUUUACCGUGAUUGUCCCGAGAUGGAAAUGGAGAUAUGGAUGCCAUGUGGGAAAUGUGAAACUCACUUUACCGUGAAUGUCCCGAGUUGGAAAUGGAGAUAUGGAUGCCUUGUGGGAUAUGUGUUGAGUGUUGUGGGGACGAAAUAAAGUUAACCAAUGACUUUUUAUUUUAGAAAUGAAAUUCACUUUACCGUGAAUGUCCUGAGAUUGAAAUGGAGAUAUGGAUGCCUUGUGGGAAAUGUGUUGAGUACUAUGGGGACAAUAUAAAGUUAACCGAUGACCUUUUGUUUAAGAAAUGAAAUUCACUUUACCGUGAAUGUCCCGAGAUGGAAAUGGAGAUAUGGAUGCCUUGUGGGAAAUGUGUUGAGUGCUGUCGGGAGGAAAUAGAGUUAACCGAUGAGAACUCCUAUAAAUGCGGUGGUAGUUAUUUUGUUCGAGGAUAGGAUUUGGAAAGUGAUUUAUGAUAAAUGAAAGUUUGCGUCUUGUGUGAUAUGAUGAAUAUAAGAACAACUCUAUUGCUGAAAGUGCGUCACAAUGAGAAUAAAAGAGUGUUGGAGGAAGAGAUGGAUUAUUUUGGUGAAAAUGAAAGGAAAAUAUGUCAUUACAUAGUGGUCAUUGGCCCUAGACAGAGUCUAAUGGUAAAGGAGGAUCUAGUUAGCAAAGAUGUUGAUAUUUCCCAAAUUAUUAUUCAAUAAUUUUUUAGUCUUUAUUCAUGUCAAAAUACAGAUCUCUCCAUUGUGUCGGUAUAUUCCAUAGGGUUAUUUCUUAAUACAUCUCUUGGGAUGGAUUGUUGAUUACAUUUUCAGAAUAUUGUAUAAUAUCAUUUCAUUUACUAGGAAUAUUUUUAGGAUUAUUGAUUGAUUAUCUCAGAUAAGCUUUUCUUGUCUGUUCUAUUAUAUAUUAGCCUAUUAGGCAGUAUUUUGUUAUUGUGAUAGAGAAAAUAGUGGUUCAUUCAUUCAACUGGAAACCCUCAAUUUAGUUCUUAAAAGAUUAGCAAGAUCAAGUUAGUCUUCUAAUGACAUGAAUGACAUUGGAUUGCUGAUAGAUUAAAAGUUCAGCUGUUAACACAAUGACACUGUCAAAUGAUUUUGUUUUCUAAACAACACUCGGUUGAUGUUCAUAUACCUAGACCUAACCCUUGGAUUUGUUCUGUGUAGUACAGCUGCGGAUUUUUACUUUUUUAGAUAGGGCUUGUCAUAUACAUAUACUGAACAUAAUAGAAUAUUUUGUUUUGUUCUCUUUGAUCCACACUUCACAACAAUCCAUUUAGUGGAAUUAAAACAUAGCACUUUUAAACGCGGUUUCUGACUUUUUGUUUAAGAAAUAAAAUUCACUUUACCGUGAUUGUCCCGAGAUGGAAAUGGAGAUACGGAAGCCUUGUGGGAAACGUGAAAUUCACUUUACCGUGAUUGUCCCGAGAUGGAAAUGGAGAUAUGGAUGCCUUGUGGGAAACGUGAAAUUCACUUUACCGUGAAUGUCCCGAGAUGGAAAUGGAGAUAUGGAUGCCUUGUGGGAAACGUGAAAUUCACUUUACCGUGAAUGUCCCGAGAUAGAAAUGGAGAUAUGGAUGCCUUGUGGGAAACGUGAAAUUCACACAGUGUGAUUGUCCCGAGAUGGAAAUGGAGAUAUGGAUGCCUUGUGGGAAACGUGAAAUUCACUUUACCGUGAUUGUCCCGAGAUGGAAAUGGAGAUAUGGAUGCUAUGUGGGAAAUGUGAAACUCACUUUACCGUGAAUGUCCCGAGAUGGAAAUGGAGAUAUGGAUGCCUUGUGGGAUAUGUGUUGAGUGUUGUGGGGACGAAAUAAAGUUACCAAUGACUUUUUGUUUUAGAAAUGAAAUUCACUUUACCGUGAAUGUCUCGAGAUUGAAAUGGAGAUAUGGAUGCCUUGUGGGGAAUGUGUUGAGUACUAUGGGGACAAUAUAAAGUUAGCCGAUGACCUUUUGUUUAAGAAAUGAAAUUCACUUUACCGUGAAUGGCCCGAGAUGGAAAUGGAGAUAUGGAUGCCUUGUGGGAAAUGUGUUGAGUGCUGUCGGGACGAAAUAGAGUUAACCGAUGAGAACUCCUAUAAAAGCGGCUGUGGUUUUUUUGUUUGAGGAUAGGAUUUGGAAAGUGAUUUAUGAUAAAUGAAAGUUCGCGUCUUGUAUGAUUAUGAUGAAUAAAAGAACAACUCUUGUGCUAAAAGUGGCAUGAUUCAGAUAUUGGAAUAAGAAUUCUUUGAAAAAGUAUGUGAGAAUGAGAAUCAAAGAAUGUUGGAGGGAGACAAGGAUUAUUUUGGUGGAAAUGGAAAUGAAAGAUGUCAUUACAUGGUGGUGUGUGGCCCUAAAUAGUCUAAUGGAAAAGGAGAACUUAUUCAGCAAAGAUACUGAUAUUUGAAAUAAUAAUUAUUCAAUAAUUUUUUAGUCUUUAUUCAUGUUGAAGUACUGAUCUCUCCAUUGUGUCGGUAUAUUCCAUAGGGUUAUUUCUUAAUACAUCUCUGGAAUGGAUUGCUUAUUACGUUUUCAAAAUAUUGGAUAUUAUCAUUUCAUUUCCUAAGAAUUUUUUAGUAUUAUUGAUUGAUAUACGUAGACAGAACAUAGUAGAAUGUUUUGUUUUGUUCUCUUUGAUCCAUACCUCACCGAUCCAUUUAGUGGAAUCUAUUUUAUAGUAUAAAACAUAAAAAAAUAGACGUUCCAGCCUUGUUUAACACGUAUCAAAUGCUACCUUAAUGUUUUCAUCGAGCUGGACCUUGGACAGUUUUCUCAGAUUUACUCAUAUCGAAUUUGGUUUCUCCAUGUUGGAUUUGUACUUCUCACCGUCAAAUUUCUCUGGGGCAAUGAUAGAAAGGUUUGGAAUUGUUAACAAUUUUGUUCUUUCUUCUGGCAAGGUUUCUAUUAUUUCUCAUUUAUGUUGGUUUUUCACUAAUUGGUUCUUUUGUGUGAUUAACACAAGAUUGAGAUUACAAUCUCGUGUUGUACAAAACCAGGGUCGAGAUUGAAAAAAACACAGAAUGACCGUGACAUUGGGAUUAUGACUGAAGUCUCAUGUGGUACAAAACCAAUGUGGAAGUUGAGAAGAGAAAAGAAAAUGCUACUACGGAUGGAAAAAUCUAGGAAACAAUAUGUUAUGAUGAUUGAGAUUAUUGGCAUUAAGGAGUUCGGACCCGACUGGGCGGUCUUUGACCCGUUACGGACCGGCAACGGUUUUCAGCGGACCGGUGAGAAAGUGGAAAAAGAAAUGGGUUCACGUUUCACCUUCUUCCGCUUCUUCUAAUUCCAACAACAACACCAAUCACAAUCACGGUUCUUCUAACAAUGGUAAUAAUAACGGUUCUCAUCUUCUUCUUUAUAAGUGGACCCAUAUUACUCAAAAGCCAGAACACCGACAAUAAUGGAACUAAUGGGAAAGUUAAGGACGCGCAGAUUGAAUCGGUGGAAGAGCCUCCCCGGAGGAAAUUUAAAUAUGUUCCGCUUUGACGAGGAGACCCAGUCCCACGCAGUGUUAUCAAACAACGGCGUGAUGGCCGCUAUGGCAGACGAAAGGCUACGAUGGUGCGAAUAGGGGAGAGGAGGACGAAAGGCUAUUAUGCCGGCGAUGUCGGAUUCGUAAGGAACGUGUGGUGGUUUAUGCAAUUUGAAGAUAUAUAUUGUAGAUAUGGGCAUUUGAUGUUACAACCGAUAUUCUGAAGCUUACAAUCCAACCGUCGAGGAUCGUUAUGAUAUGCGAUACGAUCAACUUAGAAGCAUUGCUGGUCGUAUACAUAUUGUGGUUGGAGGGAGGUUCAAGGGGAAAGGCUGCAGUCCGCGUUUAGUAUUCUACUAGACAUAUUGUGAAGGAUAUUGAGCAUGUGCAGUAACUGUUCAUUUAUUUCGUCGCAGACGGAGUUAAGUCGGUCUAUCGAACGAGCUGCCAAGAUGAGGUACACAUGGAAAUAAAUAAUCAGGUACACAUGGAAUAUCUAUUAUGAAAAGCUUAUGACCUUGGCAGUAGUUUCUAGUUUCUUGAAAUAUUAUUCCAAACUAGAGAGACGGGAAACUCGAUGAUAUCUUAAGAUGUUCUACAUUCUUAAGUUCCAUGAUUUGAUUUCAAGGCAUCAGAAGCAGUGAAAAUAUUUUAUUUGGGUAGGGAGCUUGAAGAUCCCAUAUCACUUGUUGCACAAAAUGUUCAGCCAAACUCCUUGUUACAUCUUGUCCGUACAAAGAUACAUUUAUGGCCUAGGGCACAAAGAGUUCCUGGUGAGGACAAGUCGUUGCGUCCUCCGGGAGCAUUCAAGAAAAAAUCUGAUCUGUCUGUAAAAGAUGGACAUGUGUUUCUUAUGGAGUAUUGUGAAGAAAGGCCUUUAAUUCUCGGCAAUGUUGGAAUGGGUGCAAGACUUUGCACAUAUUAUCAAAAAAGUUCUCCGGAAGACCAAUCUGGGUCCUUAUUACGCAACACAGAUAGUAGCUUGGGGCAUGUUAUUUCCCUGGACCCUGCAGACAAAUCUCCUUUUCUUGGUGAUUUAAAACCUGGUAGCAGUCAGUCAUCACUCGAGACCAAUAUGUAUAGAGCACCCAUAUUUACUCAUAAAGUUCCUCCAACUGACUAACUGCUGGUUCGUUCGUCAAAGGGAAAGCUAUCAUUAAGGCGCAUUGAUAAAGUUAAUGUUGUUGGACAGCAGGAGCCUCUCAUGGAGGUGUUCUCGCCUGGAAGUAAGAAUCUGCAGACUUUCAUGAUGAACAGGCUAUUGGUACACAUGUGCCGUGAGUUCCAAGCUGCAGAGAAGCAACACUUGUCUCCAUACAUUCGCAUUGACUACUUUCUUUCACAGUUUUCCUUCCUAUCGGAAGCCUCAUUUCGUAAAAGGAUCAAGGAAUAUGCUAAUUUACAGAGAGGCCCAAAUGGACAAUCCAUUUUUGUUAAAAAGCGUAAUUUCCGCAUGUGGUCGGAGGAUGAAUUGAGAAAAAUGGUGACACCAGAACUUCAUGCAAGCUGACCUCUACCGCUUAAAACAUUUAGGAAUAACUGAAACACAUCCUAAUAAUAUUUCAUCUGCAAUGAGUCGGCUUCCUGAUGAAGAUAUAGCACUGGCUGCUGCAUCACACAUUGAGAGAGAACUGCAAAUUACUCCAUGGAACUUGAGUAGCAAUUUUGCUGCCUGUACAACUCAGGGUAAGGAAAAUAUUGAACGGAUGGAAAUUACUGGAGUUGUUGAUCCAUCAGGCCGCGGCUUGGGUUUUAGCUAUGCUAGGGCACCUCCAAAGGCACCAGUGUCUAGUGCAGUGGUGAAGAAAAAAGCAGCGGCUGGCAGGGGAGGUUCCACUGUUACCGGUACGGAUGCUGAUUUACGUAGAUUAAGCAUGGAGGCUGCACGAGGGGUACUUCUUAAAUUCAAUGUUCCCGAGGAAGUCAUUGCAAAACAAACCAGAUGGCAUCGCAUUGCUAUGAUACGCAAACUUUCAAGUGAGCAGGCUGCGUCUGGGGUUAAGGUUGAUCCAACAACUAUAGGAAAAUAUGCCCGUGGUCAGCGAAUGUCCUUUCUUCAGUUACAGCAGCAGACCAGAGAGAAGUGCCAGGAGAUUUGGAAUAGGCAAGUUCAGAGUUUGUCAGCUUUAAAUGGUGAUGAUAAUGAGAGUGAUUCAGAAGGAAAUAGUGAUCUAGAUUCUUUUGCUGGGGAUCUGGAAAAUUUGCUUAAUGCUGAGGAAUUUGAAGAGGGAGAAGAAGGUACUAAUGACCUAAAACGUGAUAAGGGAGACAGUGUUAAGGGUCUUAAAAUGAGAAGACGCACAACCUUGGCUCAGGCAGAGGAGGAAAUAGAAGAUGAAGCAAUGAUGGAGCUUACCGGAAAAAAAAGAAGAAUGCCAGGGUUAUGGUGGAUGCAAGAAGAUUGAUAUCGAAACUACAACCAAAAUUUGUCUUUGACAGCACUGAACAAGUAAAGCUAACAAAUACAACAUUGCAAUUUGAUGGAACUAAUCAUUUUAAGGAGGAUGCAAUUACAGAUCAUAGGGAGGAUGAUAAAUUUUCUGCUAAGAAAAGCAAAUCAGUUAAGGUCAAUAAAGCAAAGAAGAGUGACAUUUCACCUAUUAGUGUAUCAAAUAAAAAAAUCAAACUAAAUAUGGGAGAAGGAAUCAAGGUAAGCAGGUGACAUUUAUGUGUUUCAUUAUUCUCUUUUCUCUAUAUAGAAAAACCCUUUUAAAAGGCACACCAAAGCUUUCUAUUUAACGAUGCUUGCUGAUGAAGAUGAUUUGGCAUCUAUUCCUGUAUCAAAGCAUUGAUUUUAAUUUUCUGCAAAUAAUUAUAAAUACAUACAUGGAAUAAUUUAUUAAAAUUGAUCAUUUACGUCAAGAAUUUGACUAACGCUUCGAUUCUUCACCAGGUAUUGUGUUGGUAUUCAUCGAGGGGGAGACAUAUAAUUAUUAACUUGCUUAGUUUGAAUGACUAAUUAGUGAAGUUUGAUUUUCCAAUUGAUUUGGUUCCUAUUGCUAACUCUGUUGCACUUUUGAAGCUGUGUGUCUGUAUAAAGGAACAAGAGUGAGAUAUUGGCCAAUAUGAUACCCAUCAGCAGGUAGAGAUGUUAACAACGAGUCAGAAUUUGUGGAAUCUGUGGAUAUUGGCCAAAAAGAUAUCCUUAUGUAUUUGCAUCACCAUUAACAAAUAUGUUUCUUUUUGUAUGUUUAAAGAGCUAUAACAGUGCAGCUGAUUCUCUAGCAAACUAGGCUAUUGAUGUCGGAGGUUGGACCUCGUAAAUUUUCACAGUUCUCUAUAGAUAGUCAAGUUAAAGAAGAAAGUCUUUGUUAAUGAUCAUCUGACAGCAUGUCACUAUAAAAAACUACUCGCAAUUAUGCUAAAUUUCAUGUUGAGGUAUUCCCUACCAAUUGAGCAUACUGAGAUUUUUACAUUUAACACUUUGUAGUUUGUAUCAAAGGUUGAGAUUUUUACAUAUAACACUUUGUAGUUUGUAUCAAAGGUUGAAUGUUGUUGACAAUAUUAUAAACUUUGAACAUACCUCCAUGUGUAGACGUUCACCAUUAGCAGUUUAUAGACAUAAAAGAUAGUGCUGCAAUGUUUGGAUUAUGUGCAUAUUGAUGUUUAUGUUAUGACUACAAAAAGAAAUUUCCUUUUGAUACAUUAUAUUCUUCUUAGUGAUUUGGGCGGCAUGGUAAACGAUCCGAUUGAUUGUAACUAAUACAUGAAAAGGUCUGCAGAGUUUUUGAAUGGUGAGACUUGCUUCUCUUUUCUAAAACAGUGGCUGCAGCUAUUUACCUCAGGAUGAUUUGUGUGAGUUCAUUUCACUCAUAACCCCGUGAUGUACCGAAGAGAAAACAGACAACACUAUAGCUCGGCAUUCAAAUCACACAAUAAAGGCAGAAUCAGAGGACCGUCGCCGCGAAUCUGAUCACAAUACUGAAACAGUGUCAUCACCAUCCUCGAAAGAUAAGUGUUUUUUCAUAAAGUCGCGAUAAUGAUCAUCUUAUAAUUGAUUUUUAAUUCAAUACUAGGCAUAAUCAUGUUGUGAAUAAUGUUUUAUGUAUCUGAGAAAGCAAUUUACAGCAUACUGCUAAAUUGAAUGUCAACGCAUGUGAAACCAAAAAGCGCAGCUGCUCGACUAGAUGUGUGCUUACUUAUGAUUUGGUUCUGUGUUUUUACAAAUCGCGGGGUCGUCGUGACCAUUGAAAGAUAAGUAUUUUACAUGUUAUAUGGAUCAAUCAUGAUCAAAUAUUGUUUGUUUAUAUACACUUAUUGUUAUGAUAAUCACACUAAAAUUAGUCAGAAAUUGGUAUGGAUGGUUUUUGAUUUAAAAACCUAUGGAUUAUGUCCAGUAUUGCAUUGCAUGGUUCAUAUUUCUAUUAUGAAUGCAUACUUUGAAUCAGUAAUGAAUUUUUUUUCAUUAUCUAUUCGACACAGUACCAACAUGGUUUCUAUUCUUGAAAAGGAUAUUGUAUGAUAUCUUGUGGUUAUUGUCAAGUUUGGCUACUUAGUGUGGUUAUACUACGACAUUGGGUGCAUUAAAUAGUUUGGUUCAAAGUGGAUGAUCCUAAACUAAAUAUGUUUGAACAUUAUCUUUGGGAAUUGUGGAUAUUUAGUAGGACAUGUAUAAAGAUUGCACCCACGCUGCAAAUUGAUAAUUUAAAGUUAUUCUUUAUAUAGUUUAAAAGGAUAUGAUUUUAAAUAUAGAAAUAUCUUGAAAAUUGCUCUUCUUAAUUUAUUAUCUUAGUUCAUUUUUCUUUUUAUUUUAUAACAUUUUAAAGAAAAAACUUAAAAAAUAGAUGUUCCAGCAUGUAUAACACUUAUCAAAUGCUACUUUAGCGUUCCCUUCGAUAAAUCACACUUAUGUUGGAAAUGGCUUGUGCAACCUUGAAUAGUGUUUAUUUCCCCACAUUGUUGGCCAUCAAGUGGAAUCAAUGUUGUUGAUGGCAGAUGGCGGUCCAUGGCGGAGCCAAAAUCCCGGCAUAUCGGCCACUUUGCGGCGCCGUUAUAGCAGAUUAUGGCAGAAAAGCCUGCAAUAUCUGGCCGAUGUUUACCAUUGCGGUGAGACUACAAAAUGCCAUGUAUAUCCACCAUAGCGGCCAUGGCGCUGCUAUUUGCUAUUUAAUAACACUGGGUGGAAUCUACUGCUUAGAGCUAUAGUCAUCCAUGGUUGUCAAUUUCUGAAUCAUAUUACUUUGCAAUAGUAGGCAUCAAAGUUGAGUUAACUCAAAAAAUUGCUUUUGUAAUAGACUUGGAUAGACGAGCAUAGUCUUCAGUAUGAGUACAAAUUGUACAAUACAAUUGCAGUGGCAGUGUUUUUUUUUUAAAAAUCUAAGAUAAGAACAACAGUUGAAUGAUAUGUGGUUGAGCUAUAGCCUAGUUAUAGCACUUGACUCCAUAGAUGCAUUUAGCAUCUCAAUGUGAACUCAUCUAUAAACAAGGGAACUUUGUUGUGUCCGAGUCUCAACCUUGCAGCUUUUGGAUUUGCAGGGUUUUAUGGAUGCCGAUUGUUUUUUGUGUUUCUAUUAAUUGUUGCACUUUAGAAAAAAGGUGUGCCUGUGUCGGAUAACGAAGAGACAUUAAGUUCAAUGGAGUUGUGUCUGGUGUCCGUGCUAGCCAUCUUAGUUUUGUUUUGAUAAUUUUUAUAUUUGAGUGUGUUUGGUAAGAUACUAAAAUCCCUUUUUGGCGGCUUUCUGAAUAGCCCAAGUAUAGGAACCAAUUAGGUAUCUGUUUAACUUUGUAGUAUUGCUUGGGCUAUAACUUAUAAGUUGGUUUACAGUUAAGCGAAACUUAAAUCAUAACGAGAUUUAUGACUUUUUGUUUAAGAAAGUGAAUUCACUUUACCGUGAAUGUCCCGAGAUGGAAAUGAAAAUAUGGAUGCCUUGUGGGAAACGUGAAAUUCACUUUACCGUGAAUGUCCCGAGAUGGAAAUGGAGAUAUGGAUGCCUUGUGGGAAUUGUAAAAUUCACUUUACCGUGUGAUUGUCCCGAGAUGGAAAUGGAGAUAUGGAUGCCUUGUGGGAAACGUAAAAUUCACUUUACCGUGAAUGUCCCGAGAUGGAAAUGGAGAUAUGGAUGCCUUGUGGGAAUUGUGAAAUUCACUUUACCGUGUGAUUGUCCCGAGAUGGAAAUGGAGAUAUGGAUGCCUUGUGGAAAACGUGAAAUUCACUUUACCAUGUUUGUCCCGAGAUGGAAAUGGAUAUAUGGAUGCCUUGUGGGAAAUGUGAAAUUCACUUUACCGUGAUUGUCCCGAGAUGGAAAUAGAGAUAUGGAUGCCUUGUGGGAAUCGUGAAAUUCACUUUACCGUGUGAUUGUCCCGAGAUGAAAAUGGAGAUAUGGAUGCCUUGUGGGAAACGUGAAAUUCACUUUACCGUGAUUGUCCCGAGAUGGAAAUGGAUAUAUGGAUGCCUUGUGGGAAACGUGAAAUUCACUUUAUCGUGAAUGUCCCAUGAUGGAAAUGGAGAUAUGGAUGCCUUGUGGGAAACGUGAAAUUCACUUUACCGUGAUUGUCCCGAGAUGGAAAUGGAUAUAUGGAUGCCUUUUGGGAAACGUGAAAUUCACUUUACCGUGAAUGUCCCGAGAUGGAAAUGGAGAUAUGGAUGCCUUGUGGGAAACGUGAAAUUCACUUUAUGAGGGCAAUCCUCACCCUACAAGCCGGUUUUGUAGGGUUGAGUUAGGCCCAACCACAUUUCUUAACAUUAACCAAUGACUUUUUGUUAAAGAAUUGAAAUUCACUUUAAAGUGAAUGUCCCGAGAUGGAAAUGGAGAUAUGGGUGCCUUGUGGAAAAUGCGUUAAGUACUGUGGCGAUGAAAUAAAGUUAACCGAUGACUUUUUGUUUGAGAAUUGAAUUUCACUUUACCGUGAAUGUCCCGAGAUGGAAAUGGAGAUAUGGUUGCCUUGUGGGAAAUGUGUUGAGUGCUGUGGGGACGAAGUAAAGUUAACAGACGACUUUUUGUUUAAGAAAUGAAAUUCACUUUACCGUGAAUGUCCCGAGAUGGAAGUGAAAAUAUGGAUGCCUUGUGGGAAAUGUGUUGAGUGCUAUGGGGACGUAAGAAAGUUAACCGAUGACUUUUUGUCUAAAAAAUGAAAUUCACUUUACCGUGAAUGUCCCGAGAUGAAAAUG
Molecule: messenger RNA, 14672 nt
Organism: Vicia villosa (hairy vetch)
Lineage: Eukaryota; Viridiplantae; Streptophyta; Magnoliopsida; Fabales; Fabaceae
Product: transcription initiation factor TFIID subunit 1-like
Exons: 18
Coding region: 9064-9969 (301 amino acids)
Biological process (GO): transcription by RNA polymerase II; RNA polymerase II preinitiation complex assembly
Cellular component (GO): transcription factor TFIID complex
Molecular function (GO): TBP-class protein binding; histone acetyltransferase activity; RNA polymerase II general transcription initiation factor binding
Source: RefSeq, a predicted model, not a curated record